Messenger RNA from Torulaspora delbrueckii, 930 nucleotides. It is a transcript of the gene ERV29, whose product is annotated as protein ERV29. The transcript has a single exon. Gene Ontology annotation, cellular component: endoplasmic reticulum; endoplasmic reticulum-Golgi intermediate compartment; membrane. The record is from RefSeq and is a predicted model, not a curated record. Gene Ontology annotation, biological process: Golgi organization. Bases 1 to 930 code for a protein of 309 amino acids. NCBI's taxonomy places the organism in Eukaryota, Fungi, Ascomycota, Saccharomycetes, Saccharomycetales, Saccharomycetaceae.
AUGUCGUAUAGAGGGUCUUUUAAUAAUUUGAACGGUGCGCCUAAUGGUGGUCGUCCAGGGAAUUCUUAUGGGUCAUUUAGUGGGGCUAGAAGUUCUGCUGGAGCCGCAUUGAACGUACAGGGAAUUAUGAAGACGGUGGAAUCGUACUCUCAGAAGAUUGAGAAUCUGACAGACCAUCCAUUGGCUAUAAAGGUGAGACCAUAUAUCCCAGCUAUUGCCAGGUUCUUUAUUGUUGCUACUUUCUACGAGGACUCGUUUCGGAUCAUUUCUCAAUGGUCAGACCAAAUCUUUUACCUGCACAAGUGGAAACACUAUCCAUACCUCUUUGUUGUUCUGUUCCUAGUGCUUGUUACAGUUUCCAUGCUAGCAGGGGCCACGUUGCUCGUGUUGCGUAAGCAAACUGUAUAUGCUACUGGUAUUUUAUGUGGAUGUAUCAUUCUACAAGCCCUAAUCUAUGGUCUUUUCACAGGUUCCUCUUUUGUUUUAAGAAAUAUUAGUGUUAUUGGCGGGCUGUUAAUCGCCUUUAGCGACUCUAUAGUCCAAAACAAAACCACUUUCGGUAUGCUUCCUGAACUGACCUCCAAGGGUGGGAAAACUAAGGGUUAUCUGCUUUUCGCUGGUCGUUUGCUCAUCGUUUUGAUGUUCAUCGCCUUCACUUUCAGCAAAUCGUGGUUCACCGUCUUCCUAACCAUUAUUGGAACCGUCUGCUUCGCCAUCGGAUACAAGACAAAACUCGCAUCUAUCAUGCUGGGACUCAUCCUGACUUUCUACAACAUCACAUUGAACAACUACUGGUUCUACGAUCAAACCAAGAGAGACUUUCUCAAGUACGAAUUCUACCAAAACCUAAGUAUCAUCGGAGGGCUGCUUUUAGUCACCAAUACGGGUGCUGGAGAGUUAUCCGUAGACGAAAAGAAGAAGAUCUACUAG